UUUGCUAGAAAGGGCUAAGCCCGCUUGAGUGAAAGUUAUGUAACAAACACGAAUGCUUUUGAAGUUGCAGUCUAAAUGGAAGGAAAAUAAAUGACCUUCCUUUUACUGGAAAGGUCGUUAAACAUGACAACAAUGGCCAUGUCGGAAAGGACAGAUGUUGUUUCCCAGCAGGCCAUUCAACGAACUUGCAUACGUAGAAGCAGUUAAAAAGACUAGAACCUCCUAGAAUAGUCGUUUUCGAAGGUUUCCAUCGAAUUUCAAGAACACGAAUCCGAAGCAUAAAAUUUAAUUCCUUAAUAAUAACACAAAAAUGAUAUUCUUCGACAUCCAAAGUGAUGCAAACGAUUUGGCAAAACUCUGGGAGCAUUACUCUUCACGUUCAGAUGAGUGUGAUGGAUGUAAGAAGUGCAACGUGACCACGCUGACGUAACAAGAUGACGACGAACGAAGCCAUGCUUGUUGAUAUAACUGUGCACCAAACAUCAAGCUUCAGUUCAAGGCGACUUAGGAAUUUCAUUUUGGUGCCGGAUACAUUCUUGAUCUAUAGCUGUAGUAUUUGCAGGGUGCAUUGUCGUAAAGCGAGCAUAAAAACAGGAAUUGCACCAAAGCAAACACAGAUCGGGUUUGAAGGCCUUGAAUAAAUUCCCACCGCUUAGCUAAGAGGAGCGAUGAACCAAGCACCCGAGAAUGAGUGCAGCCAAGGAGUAUGCAAGGUGGCUAGAAGACCUACUUCUCUACCGAGUCCAUUCAUACAUACAAGGAUGGAGAUCAAUCCAGCAGAUUUGACGGCUGAUCUUCAAGGAGUACAAGCUGCAGGGAAUACGUUUGGCAACGAAUCACGUCUAAAGUAUGGCAAGCUCCUGAUCCCAGGAGAGUGCAACAAAGAGGAUCACAAUGGAGCAGCAGAGAAAAGUUACCAGCGUAAAAGCUUGCUGAAGAGAAGAAGACAUAGUGAGCCUCUUCACUCUGCUCAUGCAGAAGUACAGCUCAAUUCCACAGGAAGUUCUGCUGAUUCUUCUGGAUCAAGCCUAUUGUUGGAAAACCACAAGACGAGAAACUUCCGCAAAAAAGAUAUUACAGCAGCUAAGGCAUUUUUUCCCGACUUUUUCCCUCAACAACCCUUACGAGACAGGUACGAUUGCUUACAUUCGCAUCCAACCUUGGAACAGAUUUUCUCAGGUCAGAUUAAGUCUUAACGAUCUUGAGUACUAAGACACUAAUGAAAAACUGUUCUGAUAGGUGGUUUUUACAAUCUAGAUACUUUCAAACGUUUCCUAGAAACGAUAAAGCUCUGAAUGUGUAGAAAAACAAAGCAAAUUAAAAUUUGUAUAGCCUUACUUGAAUUUAAUAUUUCAAGGAUCUAAUCACCAAGUGAACUUAGAACAGCAUCCGUGCUAUAAAUAUAACAGUUUAUGCGAGAUGUACACGUGACUCAGUGAAAUCAUCAGUUUAUUAUAAAGUGUAUGGUGUUGAUUAAAACUAGACUAAAAAAUAUUGAAAGGGAGAGUGGAGAGAUA
Messenger RNA from Pocillopora damicornis (cauliflower coral), 1517 nucleotides. RefSeq lists its product as uncharacterized. NCBI's taxonomy places the organism in Eukaryota, Metazoa, Cnidaria, Anthozoa, Scleractinia, Pocilloporidae. The record is from RefSeq and is a predicted model, not a curated record.